UAAAAUAUAUUCUUCGUGAUGGUGUAGGUAAUUUAUGGCAACUCGAAACUUUCACAGAUCGGUGACUCUUGGGCCACAGUCUUCUCAAAUAUCUGAUAUGAACGAUCAUUGAGAACGAUUAGUCAUUGACUUUGGACGAUGCCUGUACUUAGUUCUACCCUGUUGGUUCUGAAAAGAUCAUUCCAUUUCAGUGGAAUUGUAAGGAUCAUUUCUCAAGGAGUGGCCACCUACAGUACCAAGCCACGCCCCCCGACUGAGUCCUUAAUCCAGUGGAACAAACUCCCUAUCCCCAAGAAACCCCAGAAGGACCGUUGGGAUGAGAAGCAUGCCCUCUUUGGCGAGAACGAUUACAAAGACAUCUUAGGCGACGGCUCGUACGAGUUGAAACGCAAUAUCAAGCAUGGCCCACGCUGGCUGCACGGCUGGCGAGGCAACGAACUGCAGCGACUCAUCCGAAAGAACAAGAUCAUGGGAGCAGACAUGGGCCCGACGAAGCGUCACGCCAUGCUCAAGCGGAUCAAGUACUUGCACAAGAAACUGAACAGAAACAAGGGCAAAUGGAUGUACAGAGAUAAAAUGGAACGGAACUACAGGGAUGAGAUGUGAUGAGCAGAAUGGAUUCAAGACUGCUGCGAUAUUUAUCGGCACUUUGGACUCAUGUAGAGGAAGUUUCUUUUCAGGAAAAUUUAAAGAUUUUUGUGUAACAGAAUCAUGCCUUAUGGAAAGAGUUGGAACGUCAAAAUACGCUAGAUUAACAGCCAAGUCCUAUGGAUGACUACCCAUCUGUCUUUGUCAGGCAAAUUUUACUCGGUGCACACUCACAAACUGGAUUUCUUCAAGGCAAGGAGAUUGCAAGUUCAUAAACUUGUCACAAUAACAAGCUUUAUUUCUGAAAAACAUUUACAAUCAUAUCAACACAAGCAAUUAUGAUUUUGUUACAUUAAAAAAAACCAGAUUACAAUGACAUAAA
This is a messenger RNA of Acanthaster planci (crown-of-thorns starfish), 970 nucleotides long. RefSeq names its product large ribosomal subunit protein mL51-like. The record is from RefSeq and is a predicted model, not a curated record. NCBI's taxonomy places the organism in Eukaryota, Metazoa, Echinodermata, Asteroidea, Valvatida, Acanthasteridae. Gene Ontology annotation, cellular component: mitochondrial large ribosomal subunit. Gene Ontology annotation, biological process: translation. Gene Ontology annotation, molecular function: structural constituent of ribosome.